GCGAUCUGGCCUGUUUACUUUCGGCGUACCUCAGCUUCUUCAUUACUUUCCCUCCCCGCUGAUAGCCAGUUGUGAAAGGCACCCUAUCAACUACACAUUCUUCGAGCGCAGAGAUGGCUGUCCUGACCGCGUUACCAUCCGACUUUGGAUAUGUAAUUUUUACGUACCUCUAUAGCUGGAUUAUGAUGGCCUAUUUGGCAGUCAAAGUUGGGUCGGCAAGAAAGAAGUACGGCGUUAAGUAUCCCACCAUGUACAGCGACAAAGAUCAAGUUUUCAACUGCAUUCAGAGAGCACACCAGAAUACCUUGGAGGUGUACCCCCAGUGGCUCGUUUUCCAGACCAUCGCUGCACUCGUCUAUCCGUUAACUGCAUCUGUCCUGGGUGCCAUUUGGGUGACCAGCAGGUUUUCUUACGCCUGGGGCUACUACACCGGAGAUCCUGCAAAGAGGAUGAAUGGAGCCUACGGCUACAUUGGAUAUCUUGGAGUCAUCUUUCUGUCAAUAUAUAUUGCCCUGCAGCAGCUGGGAAUUUUCUAAGAUGAACAUCAAUUAAUUUUUACAUCUGGCUCGAAAGUUUCCUGGGUUUUGCCUACUAACAUGAAUUUUUCAGUUACUAAUCAUUCUUCAAUAUUUUUGACGUUAAUAUUUCUCCUUACAUAGAUCGCUAUUAAAUUCUGUUUUCAUAUGUAGCACAACUUUUGUGAAUGCAUUAUUCACUUGUGUAUUACACCAUAUGACUUUGUAAUUCUCUUUAUCUUCUCAUUGUUUAUGCAGAUUAGUGGUAGAAAGAUAUGAUGCGACCUUUGAUGAUUUAGUCUCACAUUUUUGAUUUGAAUCAAAUUUUCGGAUGUUUCAAUUCAUUUUUAGCAAUUCAAGAAUGUUUUGUGUUAAUUUUUUUAAUUGAAAUUUGUUUAAACAUGAAUACUUUCUUUUUGCUUUAAGAAACGUCUUAAAUGUCUUUACUACUACACAACAUACAGCUAUAAAUUAGUCUGUUUAAGGGUGAUUUAAGCUGCCAUUUGGAGCCACUUUUGUGUGAACAAAGCUGGUUGUCAUUUCUAAUAAAUUUCAUAGCUUUC
Messenger RNA from Oryzias melastigma (Indian medaka), 1078 nucleotides. It is a transcript of the gene mgst3b, whose product is annotated as microsomal glutathione S-transferase 3b. The transcript is spliced from 4 exons. Lineage: Eukaryota; Metazoa; Chordata; Actinopteri; Beloniformes; Adrianichthyidae. Gene Ontology annotation, cellular component: endoplasmic reticulum; nuclear envelope; membrane. The record is from RefSeq and is a predicted model, not a curated record. Bases 114 to 536 code for a protein of 140 amino acids. Gene Ontology annotation, molecular function: glutathione peroxidase activity; glutathione transferase activity.